Parathielavia appendiculata is the source of this 1294-nucleotide messenger RNA. RefSeq lists its product as uncharacterized. The record is from RefSeq and is a predicted model, not a curated record. Bases 263 to 1294 code for a protein of 343 amino acids. Lineage: Eukaryota; Fungi; Ascomycota; Sordariomycetes; Sordariales; Chaetomiaceae. The transcript has 4 exons.
GGCAGUUUUCAGGCCGGAACAUGCCUACCCAUGUUAGACGCUCAACCCAUCAGCUCGGCACUGGCACCAAAGGCUUCCCAAGGCCAUGCGGUAUGGGCCUGCUUUGCGGGAGCAGGAGAGAAGGGGUGUUAUAAGUAUUAGGCCGCCAGUUUCGUAGUGUCACACCCAACUCAAUCCCCUUUCUUCUCCCGUACUUUUCCCUGGAUGUUGUAAAAGGACAACGAAAGGGAGUUCCAGCGAAGAGCAUCGUGUCCGCUCCAAGAUGCAUCUGAAAGCAACCCUUGCCUCAGCGGCGGCGCAGCUUGCUGCGGCCCAAGAGCUCAUGCGGUUCGGCUGCUCGCAGCUGACCAUUGACAGAAUCGACCCGUUAGUCAACCCGGGCAGCCUGCCGUCGCCGCACAUGCACCAGCUCAUCGGGGGCAACGCGCUCAACGUGUCCAUGACGCCCGGCCAGCUCGACCCGCCGGCGGCGUCGACGUGCACCAGCUGCACCUACUCGGAGGACUUCUCUAACUACUGGACGGCCAAUGUGUACUUCAAGGCCCACAACGGCACCUACAAGAUGGUGCCCCUGUUUGCGAACCUGGGCCUCAACGUCAAGGGUGGCAUGACGGUGUAUUACAUCCGAGGAUACCAGGCCAGCGCCCGGGUCACUGCUUUCAAGCCGGGCUUCCGCAUGCUCGUCGGCGACCCCAACAACCGCGACGCCAACAAGGUCCCGCCGCAGCUGUGCUUCCGCUGCGAGCACAACAUGGAGCAGAAUCCCUUUGGCGGCGCGCCCUGCACGGGGUCCGACACUAAGCACUUCCCCAAGACGACGUGCGGCGGCGGGUGGCGCGUGACCGUCACCUUCCCGUCGUGCUGGGACGGCAAGAACACGGACAGCCCAGACCACAAGAGCCACGUGGCGUACCCGGCCAGCGGCACCUUCGAGAGCGGCGGCGCCUGCCCGGCCAGCCACCCAGUCAAGAUCCCGCAGGUCAUGUACGAGGUCAUGUACGACACGCGCGCCUUCAACAACAAGGCCGACUGGCCCGCCGACGGGUCGCAGCCCUUCUACUGGAGCCACGGCGACAAUACCGGCUAUGGCAUCCACGGCGACUACGUCUUUGGCUGGAAGGGCGACGCCCUGCAGCGCGCCAUGGACUCGAAGUGCGCCGGCGACCGGUGUGCCGCGCUCAAGAGGCAGACGGAUGCCGAGGCUAUUGCCUGUACCAAGAAGCAAGCGGCGCGCGAGGACAUUGGGGCGAAUGCUUGGCUUUCUGCCAUGCCUGGACAAGGCAGCCCUGUGUAA